Naegleria gruberi is the source of this 1308-nucleotide messenger RNA. RefSeq lists its product as uncharacterized. The record is from RefSeq and is a predicted model, not a curated record. Lineage: Eukaryota; Heterolobosea; Eutetramitea; Acrasida; Naegleriidae. The transcript has 2 exons. The coding region runs from base 1 to 1308 and encodes 435 amino acids. Gene Ontology annotation, biological process: vesicle-mediated transport; protein targeting to vacuole.
AUGCCAAAAUAUUUAAAACAUAUUGAUGAAGAUCAAACUCAAUUGAAAUGGCAACUACAUCAAAAACACAUUUUCAUUUUGAGCGAAGCUGGUAAACCAAUUUUUGCAAGAUAUGGUGAUGAAAAUCAAUUGAAUACCAUUCUUAGUUUUUUCCUUGGUAUUGUAACUAUUGUCUCAAAAGAAGGAGGUACUGUAAGAACCGUUAAUUGUGGAGAUUUGAGGUUUGUCUAUGUUCUUAAAGGAGCACUCUACUUCGUUUCUGCAUGUAGAACAUCAGAAACUAAUAUUGAAAUUGCCAAACAAUUGGAAACUAUUUACGAACAACUUGUAUUUAUACUUACAUCGAAGAAUAUCCAAGAUAUAUUACAAAAGAGAUCUAAUUUUGAUUUGAGAAAUUUAUUGGGAGGAACUGAUAAGAUUAUUUAUUCUCUAAUUAAUAGAAUGAGUAAUUCUAUUGAUUUUUCGUUUGAUUCAACACAUGUUCUGAGGUUGCCAAAGAAUACUAGAAAUCAAAUAGGUGAUAUCAUGAUGAAGAAUAGAGUUCAAAAUAAGCUCAUGUUCUCCUUAAUGAUUUGCGAUAAUACCCUUGUUCACAUGAUUAGAAACAAGAAGUACAAUAUGAAAACCAAAGAUUUACUCUUACUGAUGAAUUUUGUUGGAUCUGCACACUCUUCAAUGAAGAGCAGCGAGACUUGGACUCCUAUUUGCUUACCUGGACUCUCAGAGACAUCCUAUGUCUAUGCUUAUAUAAUUUAUUUCACAGAAAAUUGGUGCUAUGUAAUGAUUUGUAUGAGUACAGAGUCUUUCUUUGACUGUCAACAAUCUCAAACUCAAACUUUACAUGACCUUAUUCAAUCCGAGUGCUUCCCAUCUGUUAUUUUCACAAAUGUCAGACAAACAGCUUCAUCCCCAACAGCAGAUGACUUUUUAAUGACUCAAACUUUCCUCAGACAUUUCAAUUGUAGAAUCAAAUCAACCACUAUUUCAAUUUGCCAAACUUGUUCCACUAAAUUCUUACCACCUUAUCAUACCAAGAAGGAAAGAAAGAGAAUUCUCAGAUUGUACAAAUCAACAAGAGAGAAACUCGAAUCCAUUCCAAACAAAAAUAUUGGAUCUCAAGUAAGAACCUACGUGGAAAGCACCAAAUAUGAAUCUGUUAUUGGACUGUGGACUGGUAAUUUGGAAAUUUAUGCUACAUUUUCAUUGUUAGCUUCCAAAUCUGACAUGAUUGCAAUUUGUGAACAAAUCAAAAAUUGGAUCAAGAAAGAAGAUCCAUCUCUCUUCCUCUCCAAUAUCCCAACCUUUUAA